Messenger RNA from Physella acuta, 2445 nucleotides. RefSeq names its product protein max-like. The record is from RefSeq and is a predicted model, not a curated record. Gene Ontology annotation, molecular function: DNA-binding transcription factor activity; protein dimerization activity. Gene Ontology annotation, biological process: positive regulation of transcription by RNA polymerase II. Gene Ontology annotation, cellular component: RNA polymerase II transcription regulator complex. Lineage: Eukaryota; Metazoa; Mollusca; Gastropoda; Physidae.
GGAACACAUGUCGAGGUUUGAGUGUGUAGGCCUGGCGAGCAAAGCCGUGAUCUGAAGAAGCAAAUAGACUAGAAAAUAAAAAUAAUUUUUGAUAGAGUGGAUUUAUUAACUCAAAUAUAGAGAAUGAGUAUGAGCGAUGAAGACCGAGAAAUCGACAUUGAAAGUGAUGCUGAUGAUGAAGAAAGCCCACAGACUUUCAGUUCAGAUGACAAAAGAGCACACCAUAAUGCAUUAGAAAGGAAAAGAAGAGAUCACAUAAAGGACAGUUUCCACAGCCUUCGAGAUUGUGUACCUCAAGAUGAUAAUAAGACUAACUCCUCUAGCAAGACUUCCCGUGCACAAAUUUUGAGACAAGCUGCUGAAUACAUCAUAAGAAUGAGAGACAAAACUACACAGAAUGACAGGCAUAUAACAAUACUUAAACAACAAAAUGAAGACUUGCAAGCUCAAAUCAAAGCUCUACAAAAAUCUCAGUCUGGGGGCAAAUCAGUUUUGAGUACCAGUUACAUGGAUGAUGAUAGAGGAGAUGAUUAUGAAAGCUAUGAAGAGGAGACAGUAGUAACAUCACCACCCAUAAAACGCAAAAAGGCAAAGACAUCAAAUAGCUGAAAGGUUUUAAUGGUUUUUGUUUUGAAAUAUGUUGUAUCUCAGUGGUGGUUGGACUUGAUUGAGAGGUGGGUGAUGUUUCCCUAAAAAGUAGUACAUUGAUGUCCAUUAGCUUAUACUUAUAACAAUGUGUGUAAGGCAAUUUUUUCUGUAUGUCAAAAUCUAAAGAUUUUUCUAAAAUACUUGUAUUUUUUGUCAUUCAAAUGUAUUUUCUCUCCAAUUUGUCUAUAGUGCUUAUUAAAACUCAUCUAAUCUUAUGACAAGUUAACAGAAAAUAACUUUUGGUUAAUGACCUUGAAGAAAUGCCAAAACUUGCCAUAUGUUUUAAUGAUACAGUUUUUAAAAGUUUAAACUGAAGUGUUCUAACUUUAUGAUGGAGAAUGUUAAAAUUUUAAAUUAUUACAUUAUUGUGGAGGCAAAACAAGUUUUUUUUUUCUUUCUUUUUGGAAACUUUCUUAGUUUGAUAUUUAAACACAAAAAUAAUUUGGGGGGCAUACACAAUUUCUUUAAGGUAUGCUUUUAGUUAUCGAAAUUGCUCGAAAUUAGUAUUGUGUGUGUGUAGUGUUCCUUUUCAUACUAAGUAUGAAUCAAGGAAAAAAGUUUUCUAACAUCUUUAGGUCAUCUAGACAAUUACUUAGAUCAUUCUCAUUUUGAGGUGUCUGUUAUGUAUUAAGAUUGACAAGAGCCUUUAAUUGACCUAGAUAGUUCCAUCUGGUGUGAAGAUAGUGAUAGUUUUCUAGUUAUACAAUUCUAUUAGUACUAACUCAUGUGACUCAACGCACAAUCUUCUCAUCAGUGAAAAAUUGACAAAAAACACUCAAUAAUAGCCACUUGAACUUGAAUGUGUCCAUAAAAAAUAAAUUUGGAUUACGCUUACUUUUUUUCUUUUGUAUCUUCCCUUGGUUAAUGUAAAUUGCUCAUUGUAGUAAAGAAUUGUAAAAUAGGUUUUGGCAAUAUCAUUUAAUUGUAAUCUAGCUGUAACAUCAAGUAAUUAAAAAAAUUUGAAAUUUAAUACUUUAAUAUAAUUUAUAUUAAGAUAUUGAAUUUUAAGGAAUGAAAAAUUGCAUGUUUUUAAACUUAUAUAUGCAUAACAAAAAAAAGCUAUGAUUAUGUUCAUUUUGAGGUAGAUUUUCUUGAUUAUACCCUUACUUUGUGGAUGUAUGGUUCAUUGUCAGUCAGCAUUCUUGUCUGCUAUUUUAAAGCAAAUGCCAGUUGAGAGAAAAAUGUGAAUGCUGAGUUGGGUAGGGGGAGGGUAUUCUGAACAAUAUUUAAAUCAUUAAUAGUGAAAUGUUUUUGUUGAUUGAUUUUAAUAAAAUUAAAAGGGUUUUAAUGCUGAUGAAUCAUGUCCCAAAUGUGGAGUAGGAAUGAAGACUUGUUUUAAAAAGUAAUUAUACCCCGUGUUAUGGUAGUUAUUCCUACUUGAGGGUUGUAUAUAAUACAUGUGAAAUUAUUCACAUGCUUGGCAGCUUUUUUUUUUGUUGUUGUUUUCAUUAUUCAUGUGUGAUAAAUAUGCACAGUGUCUUUUUCCCCACUGAAACAGAAUGUCUUAACCCGAUCUUGUGUUAGCAUAGGCCUUUUUAAAAAAAAAUAAUUAUCAAUCUUAAUUAUUACCUUUAAUUUUUACUUGACCUAAUGACUUACAUUUGAUAUGCAGAGAAAAAAAAAUUUAAAAUUGAUAUUUUUUAAUAAAGUUGUAGUGUUAUGUUGAAGUGUGCUCUGAUAUUGUGCUGACAAUAAAUAAUUCUAUACUUAGUUACUUUGAUGACUUGUAGGUUAAAACAGCUGAUCUGAAUGUGUUAGUAUAUCUAUUAUUUGUUCUCAAUAAACUGUGUACAUUUC